Molecule: messenger RNA, 3319 nt
Organism: Vicia villosa (hairy vetch)
Lineage: Eukaryota; Viridiplantae; Streptophyta; Magnoliopsida; Fabales; Fabaceae
Exons: 4
Coding region: 101-3013 (970 amino acids)
Molecular function (GO): zinc ion binding; nucleic acid binding
Source: RefSeq, a predicted model, not a curated record
UCCCUUUCACCAGUACCCUAAUCCUUUUCUCUUCCUCUUCUCCUGUUCUAGGGCACGAAGUGGAAAUCGAAGAACAAGAAUUCGUGAGAAUCAAAGAACAAUGACGAAUGCACAAGCCCGAUUUUGUAUGAGGCCAAGUCAAACGACAAAAGUUAGGUUAAGACUACACCAUAGGGGUAGAUUUGUAAAUGAACCUGUUAAAUUGUACGUAGGUGGUGAGGUAUCUGAAAUGACAUGGAAGUUAGAUGUUGACUAUUUGUCAUACAUGGAUAUAGAGGGACUGGUUAGAGACCAUGGUUAUGUAGACAUUGAAAAUUUGUGGUAUAGGAACCCCAAAUUUAGCUUUACUCGUGGUAUAAGGCCUUUGAACAAUGAUAAUGAUGUUCUGCAGUUUGGCCAAGAUGUUGUAGGUCAUGAACUGAUUGAUAUUUAUGUGGAGCAUAAAGUGUCUGCUCCACCUGAAAUUGUGGAAGAUUGUGAUGUUUUUAAGGAAUCUGUUGAUGGUGUGCAUACUGAACAUGUUGAUGGUGUGCAUACUGACCCUGUAGAUGAAACUGUUGAAACUCAAACAAAUGUAAAUGGACCUUUUGAAACUCAAACCAACGUAGGUGAAACUGUUGAAACCCAAACCAAUGUAGAUGGACCUGUUGAGACUCAAACCAAUGAAGCUGAACCUGUUGAGACUCAAACCAAUGAAGUUGAACCUGUUGAGACUCAAACCAAUGAAGCUGAACAUGUUGAGACUCAAACCAAUGAAGCUGGACCUGUUGAGAAUCAAACCAAUGAAGCUGAACCUUUUGAGACUCAAACCAAUGAAGCUGAACCUGUUGAGACUCAACCAACUGAUAAUGAACAUGUUGAGACAGAACCCAAUGUAGAUGAACAUUUUGAGAGUGUGCCAACUGAUAAUGAACAUGUUGAGACACAACCCAAUGUAGAUGGACCUUUUGAGAAUGAGCCUACUGAUGCUAUGGAUUGGACUUCAGUUCUGCCUCCUGAGACCUUAGGUGAGGGUUCAAGUGAAAUGAACUUGCAACAAGAAGAUGUAGAUGAUGAUGAAGAGGAUGAGGACCAUUUAUACACACCCCCAGGUAGUGAUGAUGAAGAAGAUGUAGAAAAGUUCCCAACAUAUAAAAGUGGUGAGGGUUGUGUGUUCAAAAUAGGAAUGAUGUUCACAAACAAGGAAACAAUAAGAGAUGCAAUCAAAGAGUAUGGAAUGGAAAAUCAAAAGAAUGUUUAUAUCAAUAAGAAUGAUUCUAAGAGGAUUGUAGUUAAGUGUAUGGAUGGUUGCAACUUUCACUUAAGGUUCAGUAUGAGGAAUGGGCAGAAUUAUUGGCAGAUUGUUAGCUAUGUGAGUGACCAUACAUGUUAUAGAACUGCAGACAACAGGAAUGCCAAGACACAGUGGCUUGCUAUCAGGUUUACACAAAUACUAAGGCACAGUCCUUACAUGAAGCCGGCUGGUUUAGUUGCAGAAGCACUUCAGAGGUGGGGAACAAAGAUAUCAACAGAUCAAGCAUAUAGGGCUAAAAGAAAGGCAUUGGAUCUUAUCCAAGGUGCUGGUUUUGACCAGUUCAGACACUUGAGAAGUUAUGCAGAGGAGUUAUUGAAGUCCAAUCCAAAGAGUACUGUUAUUAUUAAAUGUGCUGAAAAUAAUGGCAAUCCAACUUUUGAAAGAAUAUAUAUUUGUUUGGAUGCUUGUAAGUCAGGUUUUGCCACUUAUUGUAGACCAAUCAUUGGAUUGGAUGCAUGUUUUUUGAAGGGGGAUUAUGGUGGUCAAUUGAUGUCAGCUAUAGGCAGGGAUGGAAACAACCAAAUAUAUCCAAUUGCUUAUGCAGUGGUAGAGGCUGAAACUAAAGACUCAUGGGAAUGGUUCUUGCAUCUACUCCUAGAAGAUUUAAGAGCAUUCAAUGAUAGAUGUUAUGGAUUUAUUUCUGACCAACAGAAGGGUUUGGUUCCUGCUAUCCAAGGCUUAAGUGGCAAUGUGGAGCAAAGGAUGUGUGUGAAACACCUUUAUGGUAAUUGGAAGAAAAAACAUCCAGGUUUGGUGCUUAAACAAGCCAUGUGGGCAGCAGCUAGAGCAACUUCAAUUCCAGUGUUUGAAAGAGCAAUGGAGAAAUUGAAGCUUUUAGAUCCAGUUGCAUGGAAGGACAUGAAUGACAUUCCUGCAAAAUUCUGGACACGAGCAUAUUUCCAGACAUAUUCAAAAUGUGAUAUUCAAGUUAACAACAUGUGUGAGGCUUUUAACAGGGCAAUUUUAGAGCAUCGAGAUAAGCCAAUCAUAACCUUAUUGGAAGGUAUCAAACAUUAUAUCACAAAGAGGAUAACUAAACAAAAAGGGUUAUUGCAGGGAUAUGAAGGAGUAAUCUGUCCUAGAAUCCAGUUGAUCCUUGAGAAGAACAAAAAGGAAGCACAAGACUGGACCCCUACUUGGCAUGGUGAUGAUGAUCUCUCAAUCUUUGGAGUGACCAAUGGAACUGAGACAUAUUGUGUGAAUAUGAAGAAUGAAUCAUGUAGCUGCAGAAAAUGGGAAUUGUCUGGAAUCCCCUGCUGUCAUGUUAUCUCUUGCAUUUGGAACAUAAGAAAAAGACCAGAAGGCUAUGUCUCUCCCUAUUAUAGCAAACUUACAUUUGGAAGGAGCUAUGCUAAUAUUGUAUUUCCCACUAAUGGACCACAGCUAUGGACUAAUGCAGACCAUGUGCCCAUGUGUCCUCCUAUCAUGAGAAGAGCAAUUGGUCGUCCUAAGAAGAUGAGAAACAAAACAGCUGAUGAACCGAAGAACCCUUAUGUUCUUUCUAAAAAAUUUGCAACUGUCACUUGCAACAAAUGUGGACAAGCUGGACACAACAAGAGGACUUGCAAGGGCAAGAGGGCAGCUGAUAGGCAAAUACCCAAAGGAGGCAACAAGGCAAAGAAAGCAAAGACCACAAAAAAGGCAAAGAAGACUAAGGACAAACAGAAUCAUGUUGAGAUUGGUCAGGGAUCUCAGGCACCUCAGCCCACUCAAGAUUAGUUUAAAUUAGGAUCUUGAAUUUUUUUGAAUGUAACUUGUUGCAUUAGUAAGCAGGCUUUUUUGGUAUGUACUAUGGUCAUAUAAUGAACCAUUUCUGAAUACAACUUGAUAACAGUUUGGUAACAGGUCUGUAAGCAACUUGUUGCAUUAGUAUGUAAUAGGUAUGCAGUUUGGUAUAAUAGACAGUUUGGUGUGUAAUGGGUCUGCAUGAUAUAUGUAAUAGGUCUGCAGUUUGGUGUGUAAUGGGUCUGCAAGAUAUUUGUAAUAGGUCUGCAGUUUGGUAUGAAACAGUUUGGUAACAGUUUG